Molecule: messenger RNA, 441 nt
Organism: Echinostoma caproni
Lineage: Eukaryota; Metazoa; Platyhelminthes; Trematoda; Plagiorchiida; Echinostomatidae
Source: the annotation of a GenBank genome assembly
AUGGCAUGCGAGCGGCGCAAAGCAAACGACGAAGUAGAACUACGUCGCGUUUUCGAACCAGAUGGCAGCGCUAAACCGUCUCAAGUUGCUGUAACUCGCGCACGCAAAGAACUAUCCGCGUUGCGACGUGAGAUUGAAACUUAUGUGAAAGUGAAUGCAGUUGAGGAAAAGCGAUCAGAACAACAAAAAUCAUCAAACACAGACGUUACUCAUUACGACCCGUUUGUUCUCUACGUGUGUGCAUUGGUCUAUUGCCGAUUGGGAAUGGAACCAAUUGCGAUAAAGUUACUGGUCAUGGCUAUUCGCCUGAAUACGUGCUUAUGGCCAGCUUGGUUCGAACUGUCACAGUUAAUCAAAGAUAGAGAGCAAAUGACUGCGUUGAAGAUACCCUCGGGACCGGAUAUUUGGAUGAAUUAUUUUUUUGAAGCAAAGGUAGGUUGA